Messenger RNA from Talaromyces stipitatus ATCC 10500, 1429 nucleotides. RefSeq names its product protein kinase (NpkA), putative. Lineage: Eukaryota; Fungi; Ascomycota; Eurotiomycetes; Eurotiales; Trichocomaceae. Gene Ontology annotation, molecular function: cyclin-dependent protein serine/threonine kinase activity; ATP binding. Gene Ontology annotation, cellular component: nucleus. The record is from RefSeq and is a predicted model, not a curated record. The coding region runs from base 1 to 1389 and encodes 462 amino acids. The transcript has 3 exons. Gene Ontology annotation, biological process: protein phosphorylation; regulation of mitotic cell cycle.
AUGUCAUCAAAAUCGAGAUGGGCAGCAGAAGAUCCCGAGGAAGAAGCAGCAAUUGCACAGCGCAAACGCGAAAAGGAAGCAAAGAAACGCGCCAAAGCUGAGAGGCAGCGCCUGGAAGAGCAGCAAAAACAGGCCGCCGCAGCAACAGCAGCUGCCACUGGCGCUUCAGAAGAUGCACGACCUACGAAACGAAGACGUCUAUCAAUUGACGGUAAAAGCGCAUCGCCUGAUGCAGCAGCAGAUCGUAAAAAGCUACUCCGCUUCCCGAGCACUGAAUGGGCGCCCUGCAGACACGUCGACAACUACGAACGACUAAACCAUAUCGAAGAAGGAUCCUACGGCGUCGUCUCGCGCGCCAGGGACUUAGCAUCUGGCGAAAUUGUUGCGCUCAAGAAACUGAAGAUUGAUAAUGCGCCUGAUGGGUUUCCCGUGACGGGUCUCCGAGAGAUUCAGACAUUGCAGCGAGCGAGACAUGUGAAUAUUGUCAAUUUAAGGGAGAUUGUUAUGGGGAAUAGUAUGAAGGAUGUCUACCUAGUCAUGGAUUUCCUAGAACACGACCUCAAAACCCUCCUCGACGACAUGCCCGAACCUUUCUUACCCUCCGAAAUCAAAACCUUACUGCAACAAAUCUUCUCCGCCACCGAAUUCUUGCAUGCCAACUGGAUUCUACACCGGGACCUAAAGACGUCGAAUCUACUUCUAAACAACCGCGGCGAAAUCAAAUUAGCGGAUUUCGGCAUGGCGAGGUAUUUCGGGGACCCGAAGCCGGCGCAUUUGACGCAGUUGGUGGUGACGUUGUGGUAUCGGUCGCCGGAGUUGUUGUUGGGAGCGGAGAGGUAUGGUGCUGAGAUUGAUAUGUGGAGUGUUGGAUGUAUAUUUGGGGAAUUGUUGAGGAAAGAGCCGUUGUUUACGGGGAAGAAUGAGGUUGAUCAGUUGGCUAAGAUAUUCGCGAUAACUGGACCACCAACGCAACAAUCCUGGCCUACUUUCCGCUCCUUACCAAACGCCAAAUCUCUUCGUCUCCCUCCUUCCUCUUCCUCUUCUAAUGGUUCAGCGACACCUCUCCUUCCGCGCUCCCAAUUCCCGUAUCUCACAAAUGCAGGUUUGAACCUUCUCUCAUCCCUACUAGCUCUAAACCCAUCCUCGCGUCCCACGGCAGCAGAAUGUCUACGACAUGCUUAUUUUAGGGAAGAUCCGAGACCAAAGGCGAAAGAAAUGUUUCCUACUUUCCCAUCAAAGGCCGGGCAAGAAAAGAGGAGGAGGAAGGAGACGCCUGAGGCACCGAGGUACGGGGAAGAGGCGCCAAAGUUGGAUUUUGCCGAUGCUUUUGGUGGUGCGUCUUCUACUGGAGGGAAGACUGGGGCUGGAUUUACGCUUAGACUAGGAUAAGUAUCUAUUGAAGAGGACUAGUCAUAUACAGCAACUAAUA